AUGGCCCUGCAAGAAGAGACCAAAAAGGUCGUGUCGCAGUUUGAAUUCUCCGACGCAGACAUCAACUCCCAUGUCGCCGAAUUCAUUAAGCAGAUGAACACUGGCCUUGAGCAGGACGGCACCAGCGUUAGCCAGAUUCCGACCUACGUCACUGCCGUCCCCAAUGGCACCGAAAAGGGCCUCUAUCUUGCCGUCGACCUCGGCGGCACAAACUUCCGCGUCGCCAUCCCCAAAGAGCUGAUGGUUGCCAAGACGGCCCAAGAACUCUUUGCUUUCCUUGCCAAGCAGAUUGAGCUCUUCCUUCGCGAGCACCACGCCGAUCACUUCGAAAGCCACACCCGCCGACGCCACACUGCCAGCACUCCCAUGGGCUACCGCGACGAACACAUUUUCCGCUUGGGUUUCACCUUUAGCUUCCCUGUCCAACAGCUUGGGAUCAACAAGGGAAAGCUUAUUCGAUGGACCAAGGGCUUUGACAUUCCUGAUGCCGUUGGCAAGGAUGUUUGCGCUCUGCUUCAAGACGAAAUUGACAGGCUGCGGCUUCCCGUCAAGGUCGCUGCUCUCGUCAACGACACUGUCGGCACGCUCAUGGCCCGCUCCUAUACAUCUGUCGGCAAGCACCAAUCUAUUCUCGGUGCCAUUUUCGGUACCGGCACCAACGGUGCGUACAUUGAAAAGACUGCCAACAUCAAGAAGCCCAUUACCGGUGAAUACGACACUUCCACUGGUGAAAUGGUCGUCAACACUGAAUGGGGCUCGUUUGACAACCAGCUCAACGUUCUUCCCAGCACACCCUGGGACAAGAAGCUUGACCAGGACAGCGUCAACACAGGCUUCCAAAUGUUCGAGAAGCGUGUCUCGGGCAUGUUCCUCGGUGAAAUCGUUCGAUUGGCUGUCGUAGACAUGCUUCAGAAGAAGUCCUGCGGCCUUUUCCAGGACACGAAUUCGAGCUUCAACGACUAUGUGACCACCACCAGCAUUGACCCCAAGUCCUCGCUCUUCACGCAGUGGGGCCUGGACAGUGCCGUCAUGUCGGUUGCCGCCAGCGACAACACACCCGAACUCUCCACCCUGCGACAGGAGCUGGAGAAGACUCUGGGCGUCAACGCUUCCUCCCUCGAGGACGCGCAAGCGUUCAAGGCUAUUGCCAAUGCUGUCGCGCGCCGCGCCGCGCGACUUUCUGCGGUUGCCAUUGGCGCCAUUGCCAUUCAGUCUGGCAAACUUGACGACCCCGAGUGCGAGCUUGUCGACAUUGGUGUUGACGGCAGUCUUGUUGAGCACUACCCUUUCUUCCGUGACAUGAUUUACGAAGCUCUUCGAGUGAUGGACGACAUUGGCCCCAAGGGCGCCGAAAAGAUUCGCAUUGGUAUUGCCAAGGAUGGCAGUGGUGUUGGCGCGGCUCUGAUUGCGCUCGUCGCUGCCAGCCGCGAGCAGCCUGGCGAUUUCCUGGCUGACCUGCGCACCGACAUCAAGCGAGGUCUCGACCGUCUUCCUCAACAAAUCGAAGACUCGCCCCUGUCGCACAAUGCCGUGCUCGCCAUUGGCGCAGCCGCAGCCGUUGGUGUUGCAGCGCUGUGGUACUGGAGGCGUCAUUAG
Akanthomyces muscarius is the source of this 1596-nucleotide messenger RNA. RefSeq lists its product as uncharacterized. Bases 1 to 1596 code for a protein of 531 amino acids. Gene Ontology annotation, molecular function: mannokinase activity; D-glucose binding; glucokinase activity. Gene Ontology annotation, biological process: intracellular glucose homeostasis; glycolytic process; glucose 6-phosphate metabolic process. The record is from RefSeq and is a predicted model, not a curated record. NCBI's taxonomy places the organism in Eukaryota, Fungi, Ascomycota, Sordariomycetes, Hypocreales, Cordycipitaceae. The transcript is spliced from 5 exons. Gene Ontology annotation, cellular component: cytosol; mitochondrion.